AUGAAGAUGUCCGGGGUCAUUGCCGCAGCUCUGCUGUCCACGUCUGGAAGCAGCACCUCCAUCCCGGACUACCCGACCAAUCCGGCCGGGAACCCGUUCGUGGACGGCUGGUACGCCGACCCGGACAACGAGUUCUACAACGGGGAGUACUGGGUGUACCCGACCUACUCGCGCGAGUACGACGCGCAGACCUUCCUGGACGCCUUCUCCUCGCCCGACCUCGUGAACUGGACCAAGCACCCCAACAUCCUCAACACGACGAGCUUCCCCUGGGCGCGGCGCGCCGUGUGGGCGCCGGCGCCCAUCUCCCGCAACGGCAAGUACUACCUCUACUUCGCCGCCAACGACAUCCAGACGGACGACGAGGUCGGCGGCAUCGGCGUGGGCGUGGCGGACCGCCCCGAGGGGCCCUACCGGGACGCGAUCGGCGGGCCGCUCAUCGACCGGUACCACAACGGCGCGCAGCCCAUCGACCAGGACGUCUUUAUCGACGACGCCGACGGCCAGGCGUACAUCUACUACGGCGGCCACGGGCACGCCAACGUCGCGCGCCUCAACGACGACAUGGUCAGCCUGGGAACCUUCCCCGACGGCGACGUGUACAAGGAGAUCACGCCGGACAACUACGUCGAGGGCCCGCAGAUGCUCAAGCGCAAGGGGCGGUACUACCUGUUCUGGAGCGAGGGCGGCUGGCAGGGCCCCGACUACGCCGUGUCCUACGGCAUCGCGGACAGCCCGACCGGGCCGUUCCCGCGGCGCGGCAAGAUCCUGGAGCAGGACCUGGCGGUGGCGACGGGCUCCGGGCACAACGGCAUCAUCACGGUGCCCGGAACGGACGUCCACUACAUCGUGUACCACCGACACCCGCUCGGCAGCGCCGACGGCAACGACCGCCAGCUGGCCUACGACCGGCUCGUCUUCCGCGACGACGGCACCGUCGAGCCCGUCGUCAUGGGCGUGCAGGAUGACUUCCGCGACGGCCGGCUGCUCGGCUGGACCACGUACGGCGGCGCCUGGGACGCGAGCGCGCGCAAGCUCAAGAUGACCAGCACCGCGGCGGCGGCGGCGGGGCCCAAGGCGGUGCUGAACCUCAACUUCGCGGACCAGCACUUUGCGGUGGACGUGGCGGUGCCGACGCAGGGCGAGGGCGACGCGGGCGUGGUGUUCCGCGCGACGAGGCUGCGCGAGGGCGUGGAUGCGUACUGCGGGUACUACCUGGGCAUCGGGGCGCGCGGCAGGAUCGUGGUGGGCAGGGCGGAUGACGGUGCGUGGACGGAGAUCCGCACGGUCGAGGCGGAGAUUCGAACGAACACGGCGUACACGGUCGCGGUGCGGGCGGUCGGUAGCCAGUUCGACUGCAGCGUCACGCACGGACGGGACGUGAUUACGAGCUUCACGGUGUCGGAUGACAAGUACAGCCAUGGAACAAAUGGCGUGCGCGCGUUCCGGACGAGGGCGACGUUUGACAACUUGGAGGUCCGGCAUGUUUAA
Molecule: messenger RNA, 1491 nt
Organism: Cordyceps fumosorosea ARSEF 2679
Lineage: Eukaryota; Fungi; Ascomycota; Sordariomycetes; Hypocreales; Cordycipitaceae
Product: arabinan endo-1,5-alpha-L-arabinosidase A
Exons: 1
Coding region: 1-1491 (496 amino acids)
Biological process (GO): carbohydrate metabolic process
Molecular function (GO): hydrolase activity, hydrolyzing O-glycosyl compounds
Source: RefSeq, a predicted model, not a curated record